AUGUCACGUCCAGAGGCUGCUGUCUCAGCCUCCACAUUAGCAAGCAAGGUCGAGGAGGCCAACAACACAGCAAGCCAACAGCAGCCAGCUUUAUCGACACCACCGACAUCUUCAGCUCCUUUGCCAACUCCACCCACCUCUCACAACCACUUUGGUCCGCCACCAAAUCCGGUCGCAUCUUCAUCCCCUCUCGCCACGGAUGAACGGCUUCCAGACGCCAGCCCCACCACCACCGUCUCUGAUAACAUGGCACCUCGUCGUGCUGCCGCUCGUCUCAGCGCUGGCAGCUCCUCUUUUGCAGACCACUCCUUUGCAGACCACUCCUUCUCAUCCCAACGCAGGCUCAGCAGACGUUCCAGCAUCGAUCACAAUGACCAACGCACCUUUGCUGCAGAGCGUCCUCUCGAUCGAACCUCUUACCGUUCCUGUACCACCCAUUCCCCAACUCACUCGCCGGCUCCAUCUCCCACUCCUUCACCCAUCUUGGGUCCUGUCUUUUCAGACCUUGCUCCUCUCUCCUCCUCCUCGAGACUAGACCGAGACGAUGAUGAUGACGACGACGCCGAUCACCAUGAUCUUCUCAAGCUUGGCCAUCUUUCCUUUCCCAUGCUCGGCGUCGCUGUCGGUCCAACAAAGCACGAGAUCCAAAUGCUUGUCUACGGCUCUACAUCUGCCAAUGCCGACUCGACCGACCUUCCAUCGCCCUCAGAAGAAUCAGGUAGCGUCGAAAGCAUCCUUGGCUCCCUCGCCAACAUGGGUAUCGAUCCAGCUACCGAGACCUCUGCCAGCGAAAGGGAACAUCAACUUGCCGGUAUGGUCAAGUUGCUCGCCUCUCGCUGCAAUACACUUGCACAGUCGCGCGAUCGAGCCCAGUCUCAGCUCAAGUCGACCCGUCUCACUGCCCUUUCGGUGAUCUCUUCUAUCAAGCAAGCCCACGCCCAUGCUCUCGCUGCCCAUCGCAACACCACUGAUCGUCUUGAGGCUGAGUUGGAUGGCUGGAAGGCUCAGGCCAAGAUGCUUAGCGCUUUGCUCAACAGGGCUGAAGCUCGAGCCUUUGAUGAGAGGCGCUCUAUCUCCUCCAGCUCUGCCCCUCUUGUCGCCUUUACAGACAAGGCCAAAGCAGCUGCAUCUAGCACUUCUCCUAGCAGCAAUCGUCUUGCUUCUUUCAACAGUCAAGCUGCCGCUUCCAACGCCGAUUCCAAUCAGCCUCUUCUCAGCAGUCCCAGCUUCCUCUCUUCCGCAAACGAGAAUGGCCCAUCAGAUAGAUCGCCAGGUACAACAGGCCUUGGUAUCACCACCUCCAGCCUUGCCGAGGUCGACACGGAUCUUUCGCCGACUGCAUCGCUCAUUCGCCAGAGGAACAAGCUCAUCACUGAUAAAAAGCAUCUCAAAUCCCGCGUCAGGGAUGCAGAAGCUCAGAUUUAUAGACUCGAGAACGAGCUCAAGGCUCUCCGACCUUACCUUGUCUCUGGUGCGAUCAAGGCGGCAGACUUAGCUGCUGAGCCCAUCGCAAGCCAGACUCCUGGUGCACUCAGCCAGCCUGGCACCGCACCCACCACGCCGAGUAGUCGCAGCGACAAAAACCGAAAGAAGCGCAACGCCACCAUGGGUGAUGCAGAGACCGAACACCUCAUGCUGGCUGCUCGACGCUUGCGCGAGUUGCGCAAGGAACAGGCAGCUGCAGCCGCCGCUGUCACAUCCGGUUCAGCUGCCCAUUCGAGCUCUCUGACUGCCUCUCAGGACAGCGCCAAGCAGGCCUCCAACGGUACCGCCCUUGCUCCUGCUCCUCAGCUGUCCGCUUCGUCAGCGAUGCAUGCUUCUCCCGUCAAGCGACAAGCCAGCCCAGGUCCCAUGACUGGCGAAAGAGAUGCUCCUUACGGCGCCCAACCUCGCACUCCACCGUCUAGAUCUGCUGAGCGACCACCCAAGGCUCCGAAAUCGAUCGCCAGCAACCAGCACACCCCUCGCACUGGCCUUCGUGCACGUGAGCUCGACCAACUGGCCCGAGGUGACGACAGACGCGACAGCUGGUCCGGUCGACAUCGAAGGCUCGACUCAGCUUCGUCCUUCACCGGCAUCGACGAGCUUCUGCAGGCCGCCGAGACGCUCAACCCUAGCACUACCGCUCCUUCGCCAACCAGGGGUCCCGCACCUCCCUUGCCACCUCCCUUGCCACCUCCCGCUGGCGACCCGACUUACUACCCGCGCGAGCUUCCUCAUCGUGGAAUCAACUACCCUCCACCGCUCUCUGUCACAACUCAGCGCGGUCCAUUUGAAUACGACUCAUACGGCUACAGCGCUGGUCCUUUCCCCAUCCAAUCUAGCCCUCUCCGCAUGGUUCAUGAAAGUCCUAAACGUCGCCGCGUCUCUUGUGCCGCUUUUGACUUUGAAGCCUACGACUCGCCUUUCCUUGGCGAUCGUCAGCCGCGCAAUCGAACACAAACCGAAGGUGCCGACCCCUUGAUGCAAGGCUGUGCUCCCUACUACGACCAUGUACCCAGCGGACCACUCAGUGCUGGUGGGAGUCAAACUCUCAGUGCUCUAGAUGUGCUAGCAGACCAAGCCACCGCCUCCCAAAACCCUUCGCAAGGAAGCGACAAGUCAGGAGAAUACGAAGGUGUAAGCCCCAUCGGCAGUCUCAGUAGUGAAGAUGAGAUGAUGAUCCAUGGUGAUUCUCGACGCAAAUCCCGUCUGGUCUCUUCACGCAAUCCUGAUGGUUCUCGAAGUUGCAAAACGAACGGAUCUCAAGGUUCUCGCAAUGGCGAAAGCAAAUCCUUCGGUGGUAAUCAAAAUCCUGAAAAGCGUCUUCCCUAUGUCCGAUGGACUGCGGAAGAAGACACCAAACUCCGCGCGGCAAUCAAAGAGCAUGGACAACGAUGGGAACUUAUCUCUCGUGCCGUUGGUACUAGAUCUUACCAUCAGUGUCGACAAAGAUACUUGUUGAUGCGGAGGAAAGAAGCGGCUGCGAAGGCUUCACAGAAUGAAGAUGGAGGGCAGGCACUUUCUGCGUCUGCUUCCGAUCAAGGUCAAUCACAGGAUUCGGAUUAUGGUCGGGAUGCACCACAUUCUACGAGUUUGAACAGCAAAAGUGGAUCGCACGGGAGAAGAACCUCAAGUGGUGGUGGGAGGGAAAGAGAAAAAGGGUUUGGUCAGGAAGGAGUUACGUCGACUCCACUGCACAAGCUUUCGAUUGGUGCACCUGCUCCGGCGGGAAGCGUUUAUGGUCAAUUCUCACCAACCACAAGACAGCAGGAUGUUUUGGGACCAGCAUCUAGUCAGACUCCAACGCAUAACAGAAUUUUAUCCCAUCCGGGACCGGGAGCUUUGUCUCCUUCGAUGCAACCUAGUUCGCCAUUCUCCUCACAAACUCCUUCUGCGGUUAGGAGAGGACAUUAUCCUCCACCAUCACCCUUGAAUGCUUCGAGUAGACAACUUCCGCCGUUGCAACCGCAGAGUUUAGGCUAUGUUUCGCAUGGUCCACCCAGCUCACCUUAUGCUAGUGCUGAGAGAGGCCAUGGAAGACAAUUUUCGGGUGGUGAUGCAUCACUUUCCCACCGCCACCACCAACAACAGCAACAGCAAGGUCGAGGUGGAGCAGGUUCUUCUCAUCCACCUACCUCGCCCACUACUCCGACUUGCACAGAGGCCAGACGAAUGGGUGCUGCACUAUACUCGUAA
This is a messenger RNA of Ustilago hordei, 3678 nucleotides long. RefSeq lists its product as uncharacterized. NCBI's taxonomy places the organism in Eukaryota, Fungi, Basidiomycota, Ustilaginomycetes, Ustilaginales, Ustilaginaceae. Gene Ontology annotation, biological process: regulation of DNA-templated transcription. The record is from RefSeq and is a predicted model, not a curated record. Gene Ontology annotation, cellular component: nucleus. Gene Ontology annotation, molecular function: DNA-binding transcription factor activity; transcription cis-regulatory region binding. The transcript has a single exon. The coding region runs from base 1 to 3678 and encodes 1225 amino acids.